Vitis riparia (riverbank grape) is the source of this 1140-nucleotide messenger RNA. Its product is annotated as GDSL esterase/lipase CPRD49-like. The transcript has 6 exons. Bases 193 to 963 code for a protein of 256 amino acids. The record is from RefSeq and is a predicted model, not a curated record. NCBI's taxonomy places the organism in Eukaryota, Viridiplantae, Streptophyta, Magnoliopsida, Vitales, Vitaceae.
GGAUUAAGGAGGGCUACCGCCGGACACAGGUGAUGGCGCCUUGGUCAGAUCGAGGGGAGAAGCGCCUGGCCUGACAGCAGUAAAAUCAACCAAAUUGCCCCUGCGUUUCCUCCUCAUAGAUUCUCACGCCCCCUCUUACGUCUAGGUACGGAGCAGUAACUCAGUGCGGAAACAAAAGCGGAGGAGAGAGAGAUGGUUGGGCCACCGAGACCCCAGUUUGUGCUGUUCGGUUCAUCCAUAGUACAGUUCAGUUACAGCAACCAAGGAUGGGGCGCGAUUCUCGCUGACCUCUACGCCCGUAAGGCGGAUGUAGUGUUGCGUGGAUAUUCUGGGUGGAACUCAAGGCGUGCUCUCCAAGUUCUGGACCAAGUGUUUCCAAAGGAUGCUGCUGUGCAGCCAUCUUUGGUGAUAGUCUAUUUUGGUGGUAACGACUCGAUGCACCCUCACCCAUCUGGUCUAGGCCCCCAUGUACCACUUCCUGAAUAUGUUGAAAACAUGAAGAAGAUUGCUGUUCAUCUCAAGAGCCUUUCAGAGCAAACACGCGUUAUCUUUCUUAGUGCUCCUCCUAUCAACGAGGCACAAAUCCGCGAGACACUGAGUGGAAGACUGGGGACCCUGGGUCGGACAAAUGAGUGCUGCGGAAUAUAUUCAGAGGCUUGUUUAGAGUUGUGCAAAGAAGUGGGCGUGAAGGCUAUUGAUCUUUGGACUGCAAUUCAGCAACGGGAUGAUUGGUUAAAUGUUUGCUUCACGGACGGCAUCCAUUUGUCAAGUGAAGGGAGCGAGGUAGUAGUGAAGGAGAUACUGAAGGUGCUCGAAGAAGCUGAGUGGGAGCCCAGUCUCCACUGGAAGUCAUUGCCUAGUGAAUUCGAUGAUGAUUCACCCUAUAAUCCUGGUAGUCCUGUUGGCAAGACCACCCUCAAGGUUGCUGACAUCAACUUACACAGGGAGAUAGAGUGGGACUAAGGUCCCCUAUCCCAGAUUGUUUGUCGCGUUCAAUGUAAGCAUUCUACCUGGCUUUACAGCUGGUGCCAUAAACGGGAACCACCUCUUUUUUGGAUUAAAAGUUGCAAUGAUAUCUGUUAUGGGGAAUAAAAGGGCUUUCUUGAAAAAAUAAUAAUAAUAACUACACCUCGGUACACU